Messenger RNA from Rotaria sordida, 636 nucleotides. The record is from the annotation of a GenBank genome assembly. NCBI's taxonomy places the organism in Eukaryota, Metazoa, Rotifera, Eurotatoria, Philodinida, Philodinidae.
AUGGAAAUUUACGAAUUGGAUUAUGUUAAAGAUGAAGUAAUUCAACAAUUAGAAGCAGUACCAUGUUGGCAUCGUCUUAGAAAAAUCAAUCUCGAAGGAGACUUUCCAGAUGAUAAUGGUAUUGUCGGUGAAAACAUUGCACAUUUACUUCAUAUUGCAAAACGUUCGCCAAAUUUUCAUGAACUUUACAUCAAAUCAGAUCUUGAUUUUGGUCGUGUCCUUUCUUCGAACAUUGAACUCGGCAUUUUACUCUCAUCUCAAAUUGAAAUAUUAUAUUUUAAGACAAAAGAUGCUGACUGUUCACUCAAGGAUCUUGUUCGAAUUGUGGACAAACUUUUCAGUCAUUCUACAUCGACGCCUCAUCUGAAACAAUUAACACUCAACAUUGAUGGGCAUCCAGAUGUAUGGCUUACUACUCGCCAUUUGAUUCGUUGGCUUGAAAAAGUGUUCAAACGUUUUCAAGAGCUCAUUCAUUUCACGUUGUACUGUCAAUAUGAGGAAUUUCUUCAAGAUUCUCCCAUUAGUUUAUCUGAAUUGGCUUCAGAAUCGUCUGUCAUGUCAUCGCUCUCUCGACCAAGAAGAAUUGGUUCAUUAAGUUAUCGAUACAAGCCACAUUCAUUGGACAUUUGGUUGUAA